Messenger RNA from Fusarium verticillioides 7600, 2549 nucleotides. RefSeq lists its product as hypothetical. Bases 1364 to 1843 code for a protein of 159 amino acids. The record is from RefSeq and is a predicted model, not a curated record. Lineage: Eukaryota; Fungi; Ascomycota; Sordariomycetes; Hypocreales; Nectriaceae. The transcript has 2 exons.
UACGCCUCCGGAAAAGGCCGUUAUCGAUCUCCCGGCACUCAUACAACGUUGCUUCAAUUAAGCCCUUUUCCGCUCCUGCCGGGCUCCGAGCGUUCCUGGCUAAUUCGAGAGCAUGCCCAUCGGACCAUCAAUACAAGUACGAUACCCCGGCGAGCACUAUGCCAUUUCUCUACCUCGGGGUCUCUCAAUCGCCCUUUUCCGUUGCGCCUUGUCGUAGAACCAAUAGUGAAGCGCAGUGGCACAGGAAACCUUCGCACAGCCAGCCGUGCAGUCCUAUUGGAGGGCUUGGUUCUCAGAAGCGUGGGAAAACUCGUCGGGAAUACCCAAGAUCAGCACAACGACGUUCUAGACCCUUUGGACCCAUGGGUUGCGUGUCCUCGUGCCCUGAGCCACAGUUCUUGGCUUCGUAGGGUUUGCUCCGUUGGUCUAGAACGUGUUACGAGUGCUACUGUGGCGCCCUCAUUUUGCGGAUGCGACGGGAGGGAUUAACUCAACUUAUAGCAUAACGGUUUUGUUGUGAAGCCCGAGAGAUCAGAAUGACACGAUAAUGACAGGGGAGGGGAGGGACCAGCUUGUGAAUGCGUUGCCAUGCCGUGCCAUGCCAUGCGACGCGGGCGGUUAAAACGGUGUUUGUGAUUGAGGUCACGCGAGGCUUGGCGCGAGUUAAUUUUUGUGUCUUGGGCGUUUAAGGCUGCGAAGAAAUGACUGAUUGCUCAAUCUUGUGACCUUGAAUCGUCCAGGAUGCAGAGUAUGUGUUUCGAGAGAUGCUGUCGUGGCUGGGUUGGUUGUACUCAUGCAGGGUCUUUUGUCUCACACCCUUAUUCAUGCUCUGAUGUCGAUGACUAGAGUUUGUUAGGACUUUGGUGUCUCGGUUUGACCAACGGCGUAGUUGGUUACUGGCAUCGGGUUUGGUGUUGGGUCUUGUCUGCGAGUAUCAGGCAGUCAAGGGCAUGUAUGACAUGACCAUUGAUGAGACCAUGCCAUAUAAUAGUUCCGUAAGAUACGGUGCCAAACGCAGCAGCGCGACGUGAACAGAUGUUGUUUACAUUUAUAAUUCACAUCUGUAGGACUUGUAAGUCAAGUUGCAGGCGGCUAUCACUCGCUAGCUGCCGAGCGAGCGUCGAUCAUCUUCGUCUGGGGCAAGUCUGGCGAGUUUACCCUACGGCAUUUCUCUGGACUGCUUGUCCCAGCGUUUCACUGUCGGGUGCUGAAGCGGCUGAAAGGGCUGCCAAGAUGCACCAAUCUCAAUAGUUGGUUGGCUGCUCUCCCGCAGCUGCCUGACGCAUUACGUGGGGAUGCAUACAACCUCACCACCUCAAUACCGCAACUCAGUCACAAUUGUCGACAGUAAAACAUCAUCAGAAUGAGUAAAGAAAUGGAUCUCAUUGAUACCAUGUCCAUGGCUUCCACUGUCGAUGGCCAAGGUACGCCUACACACACAACAACAACCGAACACUGCAGAGAUUACACCGAAUCUGUUCCCUACCCCGAAGCAAUCUUCAUCAUCCGCCAUCGCGACUCAGGCAAAGUCAUCACCAUCGUCAACGGGGACCUCCGACUUUGUGAGGGCUUCAACCCGAGAGGAGGCUUUCACUGGGAGUGUAUCGAACGAGAUAGAUGGCUGGGCUUCCGAAACUGUGUUUCUGGGACUAUCAUCGGCCACAACGACAGGAAGAAAUUCAUCGCGCGAGUCAAUCACCACCAGUCGCAUGAGUAUUUCACACUCCGGCCGAGUCCGCAGGGUGGCUAUGAGCUCUUGAUGAGACAUGGCCAAGAGCUGUGGAGUGUGGCUGUUGGAGAUGAUGGAAGUGAGUUGGUUGAAGUGAAGGGUGAAGAGGCUUGAUGAUGUUUAUAUUAGGAUCUGGGAGACUCUUUUCAUCUUAUUAUGGUACAGUGCCUCUGAGCACCGACACAUAGCCGCGAAUAGAGAUAUCUGGAAAUGCUUCCCAAGAGCUUCUACACGUUCCCCUUCAGUGUUACAAGUGGUGAUGAUCUGCGUCUUUCCCCUCAGGUUCUCUUUAACAACCCCAUUCACAAGCAUUCUCUUUCCGUAAAUCUCCAUCUCCCCUUCGAAUUUCGCUUCAACCUCCACAGGCUGAAGCAGAAACUUGAUAGUCAACACGUUGCGUCGCUGAUGGCUAUCCGCGUGAGUAUUAAUCCACCAUUUUACAACAUCCCAGUCCAAAGCGAAGAACUCGAUGCUAGGAAACGAGUAGAAAGAGUUCCACUCUUUGUCUUCGCCGUUUCGAUACUGAUAGAUCCAGAGUUUAGUCUCUUCUGCCUUGUGGACUUGAUGAAAGAUCUAAUCUCUCUUGAGUCGGAUUUGUUGGGUUCUAAGGUUCUUGUGUACUAAACCGUCCAUGAGUGGUAUUGGCAUUGUGGUACUAUCGCCUCUGAAUGCUGUAUCGGAAUGAUAUUUGCUGCUAUCCGGGAAAGUGAUGAUAUUCACGAUAUGGUUCCUUAAUGUCUAGUUAGUGCUUGAUUUAUGUUGCUAGAAUAUUCGUAUGUAUAAAAAGAAUAUGAGCUUAUUUGUAUAGUGAUAGCCCUGA